GCGGGUGCGUAUGUUUUGUUUCGGGAAUAAUUUAUAAAUUUUCUAGUUUAAAUUGAAGUUUUCAUUGUAUUAUUUGAACGGUGAUGUUGUGUAAAAUUGGUGCGGUUGAAAUCAUAAAAUGACACGAGUGAUUGCUUUCAAGCCUGUCGACAAGCCAGACGAUAUCGUACUCUACCACGGUACAAAUAAAACCGCCACGAGCUGCUUAGGCGCUUGCGCUAGCUGGGGAUGUUUCAGAGAAUUCUCUCAUUUCUCAUUGAACCUGCUGCUGUUUCGCGAAAGAAUCGCGAACCCAUAUUAGUAUCGUCUUCGUGUUUCGCGCGCGUAAGUCACUUUAAUUCACCAGAACAAUCCUCUUCGCUCGGGAUUGUAGUGUAGAGUAAUGGAGUAAUCGUAACGUAUGGUAGCAGCAGUAGGUAGUAGCAGUAACACGGACGAGCAGAUCAAUCUGCGAGUCAUUUGUAUUCGGGAUAGAAGAAGCAUUGGGUGUGUACGUACUUAUCUAGUGGCGGCGUUCGCGUGGCAUAUUUCGUGUGAAUGUUAGAUCGAAUCCCAAGAAGCUUUCUUACGGCUAUAGGUGUUGGGGAGUUAGCAAAGUUCUUAAAGGUGUUGUUAUAAAACAAUUUCAGUUCACAGAUUGUUUAAGACGACCGUGUUUAACUGGAAGAAGAAAACAAAGAAAUGGUGUAAACAAGAGUCAGACAAGUGAAUUAUUAUUAAGAGUAAAGUGUUACUAUAUUAUACAAUGUGAGCAGAAGUGUGUGUUGUAACGCGUACCAUCUACGACAUCGUACAGACAUCAAAUAAUGUGAAUUUGUUCAAAUCAAUGAUUUUGAGUGAGUUUGUUUUGGAUGCAGUAUAUGGUUAACCCGAAGGCACAUAUCUAAAGGAAAAAACAGCAGCUCAGUAUGUCCACAGUGUGAAAAAAUUACAUUGAGAAAACGGUGCAGAAGACGAUCAGUUGAUUAUAAAUAUAAUGGCAUUAUUUAAUAAGCUGUUCUCAACCAACAAAAAGCGCAGCACUAGUCAAUCAACGCAGAAAUCUAACUUGGGACAGUUUCCAUUUGCCGCCGACAAGGUUCGAGUGGUUCUUUUUCGUGAAUGCGACAUCAGAGGACGCAAAUUGCUGUUUGACUCGAGUGCGGUGGAAAAAAUCACCGAUGGACCAGCGUCGACGACAGCAACCGCCUUCUGUGGGACUGCAACCUACAAAACUUUACCUCAAACCCAGAAAUGUGAUCACUGCAAAAUAUUGUACCAGCAUAGUUCUAAUCCAAAGAGUGACAUCAAAUCAUUGGCAGAGAUGAUCUUCGGCUCUGCACCGAUCGCCUUUCAGGGAAGUAGUCUGAAGGUUCACUGGCUUAAAACACCGACCGCCAUGAUGUGCUCUCACGUAUUCCCGGCUCCAGUGUUGAAAAAUGCCAGUGGAGCUAGCAGUAAGAAAAUGUCUGUCUCAUCCUUUCUGGGAUCGGAUCUUGCAGUCGGAGGCCAGAAUGGAUUCUAUCGUGAUCGAUAUCCUUCGGGCAGCGAUCUUAGUUCGAUAGACACGACGUCACUGCGUUCAUUUACGGUUACGUCUUCAACUUCGACACAGCACGAUACGUCUCACAAUCACCGACACAGACCACCUUUGCCACCAGAGUUCGGUCAUUUAGAGCGGUUGACGGAUCCUAGGCUUUCCACCAACAGUGGAAUGGAUUCAGGGUACGGCGGAACUGAUCCAUGGGCUUUCUCGACGAGUAGCUCACGUCAUCCGCUAUCGUCUCAUAGAAGCAGUCUUGCAUCGAUCUGCAGUGAUUUCGAGUGUAUUCGCAGACUAAGCACAGAUACCAACAUUGAUAUACCUCAGGCAGCUAGUUUAAGUGAUUGCAGUCAGUAUGGAAGCUUUAAUCGGCGCGUGUCGAAAAAUGUGUCUACAUCGUUUGAAAAUCGUCUCUCAUUGGCUGACCACGUCGGCCAUGUCGAUGAACUGAGCCAAACAGGAUCAACUUCCACGACCAGUCAGGUGACUGCGAGUGAUGGUUGUGUAGGAGGACGGAAUCGUAGGAAUAGUGAAACCAUGGAAUUAAAUAAACGAAAAGCCUUCAGUGGUGAGGUGCUUUCAACAUCUACAAACUACCAAGGAAAAGCUCCGAAUAAGAAAGCACGCCUGGGCAUUGCGUUCUGCAUUGAAUUGGACGAUGGAGUACUGCAGGAAAUGGAAGCAUUCUGCUCGGAACACAUGAGCAUAUUCGAAUCAAUGCUAUGCCGACUGCGAGUAGCAGCCGAAAAUGCGUGCCAUCGAUGGCCACUGUUCCUACAGAUUAUGUUGACAGCGUGGCAUUCGACUCAGCAAUGGUUGUUGGAUUUCUUCACCGCUCCUCGUCUUUCGAAUCCAGUAUGGACAACUUUGAGCUGCAGCACACAUCCAGCACAGGGUAAUGCACAAAACAAUCAAGCGGCUCUUACCAUAGCCAAUAGAUUCAUGCACGAUCUCUCCUCGUUGUUAUCGCUGGCCGAUACCAAGGAUACUAAAUUAUUUAUCAGCACUCUGCUGACGGCUGUGCUGACACAUCAUCUAGGCUGGGUUAGCACCAUUGCUUCAAUUGGUAGCCCUCCAGAGUCAACCACCGCUGGAACGGGCGAUUCCCAUCAGGAAAAAGAAAAAAUAACCAAAAUAACAGCAAACCAUCCGUACAAUGUUCUGUGGGCUCAGCUGGGAGACCUGUACGGAGCGGUAGGACAUCCGGUCAAGUUGACGAAAACGAUUAUCUGCGGCAGCCCUCAGUUGGACAAUACUAUCGGCAAGGUUUUGAACGUUUUGUCAUACUUUAUACGAUGCAGCGAAAUCAAGAGGACAGUUCAUAUGGAAGUUUUCGAAGAAGGUAAAGUCAAGGAAGCCUUUGCCGCACAGAAGCUCAUCAAUAAUGCUAGUAGCCACAGUUUCACUAAUACCGAGGAUCUAAACAGUAUCUGUAAAUCUUCGAAAUUAGCAAGAUCUAGCUCCGGAAUGGUUCGAUCGUCUACGAGGAUCAAAGACCUAACGGCAAUGGGAAAAGAUACAGGAAACGCUGUGGAAGGAGAGCUAUCGACAUUACUAAAGAAAACAGUGAUGAACGACAUACCCAACGUCCUAGUGUAUCGGGAUUCCCGUUUCGUGCAACAGGAGCUGCGGAUAGGAAACAAAAGCAUGGACACGGAGCUGCUGAUGAACGCCAGGCAGAAGCAGUUCUUAGAAAUGAUCUAUCAUAUCAAAAAGGAGGGAAACGGAAAUCCUCAGAUAAGGAUGACGCUCACCCAACCGGAUGAGACUGGACAAGAAGCGAUUGAGCUGGACGUAAGCGAUACGGGUGAUACUGAUUCGAUCCGAUUAUCUAGACUCAUCACUGAAAACAGUAUCGGUGACAAGGAAAAUGGCAAAAGAUUCCUGUGGGGUUUGGAACGGAUAAAAGAAGGCAUUACAUUUGAACAGCUGAAAUACAUCGACGGUCUCCGUGGCAAUUAUGAAAUGUUGAUGCAAAGCCGACCAAAGGAUGAAGUUGUAUUCGUUCUUGGUGACAAUGAACAGCUGGUCAAUAUCAAGCACACGCAAAAUUCCAGCACAGCAGACAGAGCCAACGAACUGGGAGCGGUUGGUGGCAAAAGGCCUUGUUCGCACAGUAAACUCAGAAAACAUUCCGUCAUAUUUAACUUUGAUCAGUAUCCCAAAGUGGUUGAAAACUAUCUAAAAAGUCAAAACCUAGAACUGACCGAGCAUGAUUUGCUUGAGAAAAGUAUGAAAUUAUCGCUAAAGUUUCACCCGGAAGCUGAUUUGUCCUCAUCUACGGAUGCCGAUGAGGAGGAAUGCGACGUUUGUCGCAAUACCUCACUGCUAUACCUACAAACCCCGACGAAUGCCUCGGAGCUGGAGUUCUCCAGUGAUCUGACCGAUGGAAGCAUAUAUAGCUCUAUGCACGAACCGUCCAUCAGGGACGAAUAUAAAAUGCAUUGUCACGAUGACAUAUCAAACACUUUCUCCUUGGCUACGGUCGAAGAAAAUGCCGAGCUAAAAGCCAAGCAUCCGGAUAGCAUACUCAAGCUGGUGGAUAUUCCCAUAUCAAAGGCACUGAACGUGGCAAAUCUAAACGACGAGAACAACAAUGAUAAGACUGAUAAAUUUAGAAAAUUACCAAGCAAAGCUGGUUUUAUGCCUUCGUUGUUCUCUCGAGUGGCGGAUCAUUAUAUUCCGGACAUGGUUCUACAGGGUACUACUGCACCGCCUAACAAGUGGGAAAGGGCCCUGAAGAAGGACCUCAGCCUCGCAUCUAGAUUCGCCUUGAUGGAGCAGUAUCCCACUGAAAAUCUGGCAGUUGUAGGCAACUUGGAGACCCACGAUGUCCGACUGAUAACAUCCAACCAAUCAUCGCUGGCUCCGAGCAAUCCCAACGGCGAACUGGUAGGCAUGUCCCAACUUGUCUCCUCUAUGCUAGAAACAGUACACGCCAUGUGGAGCUCAGGAUUAUCUGCGUUCCAGUGUAUGGCCUUUAUAGAGUCCAAACUGCGUGAGUUGUAUUUACAGUCAGAAUCGAUCGCCAGCUUUCUACUAGCUACUGAUUUUUGUUCCAUUGAAUCAAUCACCAAGGCCCUGAACAUCACUGCCAACGAUAUGCCCUUACUUUUAUCCGUGGCAUCAAUACAUACCCCGGAAGUGACCAAGCGAUACGUCCUGCAGUUUCGGUAACAUGGCUGUUCUGGAGUCUUGAUGAAAGAGACAGUAGCACUUUUGUGAUAUUAGAUUUAGGCUACAAAAAGCAAUCAACGCUUCAGGAAGAUCUGUUAGUUAGUCAGUUAGUUGUUACGAGGAAUGAUUUUUUUUUGCUGGAGAUGACCAAUCUUAGAGUUAGUGGGCGCGUAUGAAGCUCUCUUUCUCUUUAUCUGUGAGAUGUGAUUCCAAAAUAGCUGAAAAUUUAGUUAUCCAAAUUACCAGGAUAGACCAUAUAAUAUUUAAAGUGAAAGUAUUUUGUAGGCGGCUAAGUGUAACUAAGGACAUAUUGAAUAGUAUUUUAUCGUAUAUUGGAGAGCCAGUGAAAGUUAACUAGAUAGGUAGGUAGGAAUAUUACCAUGCAAAGAAAAUAAAAAUCUAUAUUAUGCAGUUUGUUGCUAUGACGUUUUGAA
Ochlerotatus camptorhynchus is the source of this 5133-nucleotide messenger RNA. RefSeq names its product folliculin-interacting protein 2. Gene Ontology annotation, cellular component: cytoplasm. Bases 977 to 4699 code for a protein of 1240 amino acids. The record is from RefSeq and is a predicted model, not a curated record. The transcript has 6 exons. Lineage: Eukaryota; Metazoa; Arthropoda; Insecta; Diptera; Culicidae. Gene Ontology annotation, molecular function: protein-folding chaperone binding; ATPase inhibitor activity.